This is a messenger RNA of Microthlaspi erraticum, 1203 nucleotides long. NCBI's taxonomy places the organism in Eukaryota, Viridiplantae, Streptophyta, Magnoliopsida, Brassicales, Brassicaceae. The record is from the annotation of a GenBank genome assembly.
AUGGAAACAGCCGAGGAGGCAAUAUCGGCCGCUAAGGAGCAAUCCUUAAUUCUUAAAGGGAAGCGGACUAAGCGGCAACGUCCGCAGUCCCCAAUCCCUUUCUCUAUCGAGCCUCCUAUGUCUUCUCAAGAAAGAGAUGUCCAAGAAGAGUCCACUAGUCUUGUUUCCAAGGAGAAGAGUCUCAAUGAUGAGACCAACAACAACAGCAACAAGAAAGAUAACAAUAUUUUGAUCAAUGGUGUGACAUCUUCAUCUUCUGCCUCUUCUUCUUCCAACAACAAUGCCACAUUAAAGGCCGCGGCUGACGAGGAGGAUCAAGAUAUGGCCAAUUGUUUGAUCCUCCUCGCCCAAGGUCACUCUCUUCCCAACCAUAACCGAAACUACCAGCAACCGCACCCGCAACAACAAACAAGACAACUUAUGAUAAGUUACCAAGAACCUGGUCACAACAACAGCAAUUCGUAUAGACCUAGCAGCAGGAGGUUUCUAGAGACAUCUUCACCUAACGGGACAUCAACUAACGGCGGUGGAGGCAGAAGCGGUUACUAUGUUUACCAAUGCAAAACAUGUGACCGGACUUUUCCUUCUUUCCAAGCUCUUGGUGGCCACAGAGCCAGCCACAAGAAGCCUAAAGCCGCCGCGGGCCUUCACGCUGAUCAUGACCUCAAGAAAUCUAUCUACGACGACGCAGCUUCUCUUCAUCUCAACAACGUACUAACCACAACUCCUAACAACAAUAGUAACCAUAGAUCGCUUGUGGUAUACGGCAAAGCGAGUAAUAGUAAGGUCCAUGAAUGUGGGAUAUGUGGAGCUGAAUUUGCAUCCGGACAAGCCUUAGGAGGUCACAUGAGACGCCAUAGAGGCGCCGUGGUGGCCGCUGCAGCAGCAUCAACCGCGACAGUAGCGGUUGCGGCCAUUGCGGCUACUGCAAACACGGCUUUGUCAUUGUCGCCUAUGUCGUUUGAUCAAAUGUCGGAUGGUCCGGUUCAUCCGAUUCAGGCUCCGGUUAAGAAACCGAGGAGUGCGGUUGUGUCGUUAGAUUUAGAUCUGAAUCUACCAGCCCCAGAAGAUGAGAAUCGGGUCAACGGAUUAAGCUUUGCUUCGAAACAAGAACAAGAACAAACACAACAGAAGCAACAGAGAGAAGAACAAAAGUCCCUUGUUUUGUCUUCUGCUCCUACAUUGGUGGAUUGCCAUUACUGA